GUCAGAGUCGGCUCAGCCUGCGCCGGGGAACAUCGGCCGCCUCCAGCUCCCGGCGCGGCCCGGCCCGGCCCGGCUCGGCCGCCUCAGCAGACGCCGCCUGCCCUGCAGCCAUGAGGCCCCCGCAGUGUCUGCUGCACACGCCUUCCCUGGCUUCCCCACUCCUUCUCCUCCUCCUCUGGCUCCUGGGUGGAGGAGUGGGGGCUGAGGGCCGGGAGGAUGCAGAGCUGCUGGUGACGGUGCGUGGGGGCCGGCUGCGGGGCAUUCGCCUGAAGACCCCCGGGGGCCCUGUCUCUGCUUUCCUGGGCAUCCCCUUUGCGGAGCCACCCAUGGGACCCCGUCGCUUUCUGCCACCGGAGCCCAAGCAGCCUUGGUCAGGGGUGGUAGACGCUACAACCUUCCAGAGUGUCUGCUACCAAUAUGUGGACACCCUAUACCCAGGUUUUGAGGGCACCGAGAUGUGGAACCCCAACCGUGAGCUGAGCGAGGACUGCCUGUACCUCAACGUGUGGACACCAUACCCCCGGCCUACAUCCCCCACCCCUGUCCUCGUCUGGAUCUAUGGGGGUGGCUUCUACAGUGGGGCCUCCUCCUUGGACGUGUACGAUGGCCGCUUCUUGGUACAGGCCGAGAGGACUGUGCUGGUGUCCAUGAACUACCGGGUGGGAGCCUUUGGCUUCCUGGCCCUGCCGGGGAGCCGAGAGGCCCCGGGCAAUGUGGGUCUCCUGGAUCAGAGGCUGGCCCUGCAGUGGGUGCAGGAGAACGUGGCAGCCUUCGGGGGUGACCCGACAUCAGUGACGCUGUUUGGGGAGAGCGCGGGAGCCGCCUCGGUGGGCAUGCACCUGCUGUCCCCGCCCAGCCGGGGCCUGUUCCACAGGGCCGUGCUGCAGAGCGGUGCCCCCAAUGGACCCUGGGCCACGGUGGGCAUGGGAGAGGCCCGUCGCAGGGCCACGCAGCUGGCCCACCUUGUGGGCUGUCCUCCAGGCGGCACUGGUGGGAAUGACACAGAGCUGGUAGCCUGCCUUCGGACACGACCAGCGCAGGUCCUGGUGAACCACGAAUGGCACGUGCUGCCUCAAGAAAGCGUCUUCCGGUUCUCCUUCGUGCCUGUGGUAGAUGGAGACUUCCUCAGUGACACCCCAGAGGCCCUCAUCAACGCGGGAGACUUCCACGGCCUGCAGGUGCUGGUGGGUGUGGUGAAGGAUGAGGGCUCGUAUUUUCUGGUUUACGGGGCCCCAGGCUUCAGCAAAGACAACGAGUCUCUCAUCAGCCGGGCCGAGUUCCUGGCCGGGGUGCGGGUCGGGGUUCCCCAGGUAAGUGACCUGGCAGCCGAGGCUGUGGUCCUGCAUUACACAGACUGGCUGCAUCCCGAGGACCCGGCACGCCUGAGGGAGGCCCUGAGCGAUGUGGUGGGCGACCACAAUGUCGUGUGCCCCGUGGCCCAGCUGGCUGGGCGACUGGCUGCCCAGGGUGCCCGGGUCUACGCCUACGUCUUUGAACACCGUGCUUCCACGCUCUCCUGGCCCCUGUGGAUGGGGGUGCCCCACGGCUACGAGAUCGAGUUCAUCUUUGGGAUCCCCCUGGACCCCUCUCGAAACUACACGGCAGAGGAGAAAAUCUUCGCCCAGCGACUGAUGCGAUACUGGGCCAACUUUGCCCGCACAGGGGAUCCCAAUGAGCCCCGAGACCCCAAGGCCCCACAAUGGCCCCCGUACACGGCGGGGGCUCAGCAGUACGUUAGUCUGGACCUGCGGCCGCUGGAGGUGCGGCGGGGGCUGCGCGCCCAGGCCUGCGCCUUCUGGAACCGCUUCCUCCCCAAAUUGCUCAGCGCCACCGCCUCGGAGGCUCCCAGCACCUGCCCAGGCUUCACCCAUGGGGAGGCUGCUCCGAGGCCCGGCCUCCCCCUGCCCCUCCUCCUCCUCCACCAGCUUCUCCUCCUCUUCCUCUCCCACCUCCGGCGGCUGUGAACACGGCCUCUUCCCCUACGGCCACAGGGGCCCCUCCUCUAAUGAGUGGUCGGACCGUGGGGAAGGGCCCCACUCAGGGAUCUCAGACCUAGUGCUCCCUUCCUCCUCAAACCGAGAGACUCACACUGGACAGGGCAGGAGGAGGGGGCCGUGCCUCCCACCCUUCUCAGGGACCCCCACGCCUUUGUUGUUUGAAUGGAAAUGGAAAAGCCAGUAUUCUUUUAUAAAAUUAUCUUUUGGAACCUGAGCCUGACAUUGGGGGGAAGUGGGAGGCCCCGGACGGGGUAGCACCCCCCAUUGGGGCUAUAACGGUCAACCAUUUCUGUCUCUUCUUUUUCCCCCAACCUCCCCCUCCUGUCCCCUCUGUUCCCGUCUUCCGGUCAUUCUUUUCUCCUCCUCUCUCCUUCCUGCUGUCCUUCUCCGGCCCCGCCUCUGCCCUCAUCCUCCCUCUCGUCUUUCGCACAUUCUCCUGAUCCUCUUGCCACCGUCCCACGUGGUCGCCUGCAUUUCUCCGUGCGUCCUCCCUGCACUCAUACCCCCCCUUCAACCCGCCCAAAUGUCCGAUCCCCGACCUUCCUCGUGCCGUCCUCCCCUCCCGCCUCGCUGGGCGCCCUGGCCGCAGACACGCUCGACGAGGCGGAGCGCCAGUGGAAGGCCGAGUUCCACCGCUGGAGCUCCUACAUGGUGCACUGGAAGAACCAGUUCGACCACUACAGCAAGCAGGAUCGCUGCUCAGACCUGUGACCCCGGCGGGACCCCCAUGUCCUCCGCUCCGCCCGGCCCCCUAGCUGUAUAUACUAUUUAUUUCAGGGCUGGGCUAUAACACAGACGAGCCCCAGACUCUGCCCAUCCCCACCCCACCCCGACGUCCCCCGGGGCUCCCGGUCCUCUGCAUGUCUCAGGCUGAGCUCCCUCCCCCGCGGUGCCUUCGCCCCUCUGGGCUGCCAAUAAACUGUUACAGCCA
This is a messenger RNA of Homo sapiens (human), 2928 nucleotides long. RefSeq names its product acetylcholinesterase (Yt blood group) (gene ACHE). Gene Ontology annotation, molecular function: acetylcholinesterase activity; identical protein binding; cholinesterase activity. NCBI's taxonomy places the organism in Eukaryota, Metazoa, Chordata, Mammalia, Primates, Hominidae. The record is from RefSeq and is marked reviewed. Gene Ontology annotation, biological process: positive regulation of cold-induced thermogenesis. The transcript has 5 exons. Gene Ontology annotation, cellular component: neuromuscular junction; nucleus; plasma membrane. Bases 111 to 1964 code for a protein of 617 amino acids.